Messenger RNA from Sorex fumeus (smoky shrew), 1546 nucleotides. It is a transcript of the gene TMEM230, whose product is annotated as transmembrane protein 230. Lineage: Eukaryota; Metazoa; Chordata; Mammalia; Eulipotyphla; Soricidae. Bases 212 to 574 code for a protein of 120 amino acids. The transcript has 4 exons. Gene Ontology annotation, biological process: synaptic vesicle transport. Gene Ontology annotation, cellular component: endomembrane system; synaptic vesicle. The record is from RefSeq and is a predicted model, not a curated record.
CGGGGGCGGGGCGGCAGUUAGCGGAGCGCGGCGGAGGCCUGCGGGCAGCCGGCCGGAAGCGCAGCACCCGCUCCGGGCCCCGCCUGGGGCGCGGCUGGCCGCUGUCCAGCGCCCGGCGCGGCUUCCGGGCUCCCGGCGCGUCGCCUCGCGGAGCUUCCCGGCCAGGUCCGCAGAGAGACCCGCGGGAAGACUGGAGGUGUGUCAACGUGUUAUGAUGCCGUCUCGUACCAACCUGGCUACUGGGAUCCCCAGUAGUAAAGUGAAGUACUCGAGGCUCGCCAGCUCGGAUGAUGGCUACAUCGACCUGCAGUUUAAGAAAAGUCCUCCAAAGAUCCCGUACAAGGCCAUCGCCCUGGCGACAGUGCUGUUUCUGAUCGGCGCCUUCCUCAUCAUCAUCGGCUCCCUCUUGCUGGCUGGCUACAUCAGCAAAGGGGGGGCAGACCGGGCCAUACCUGUCCUCAUCAUUGGCAUCCUGGUGUUCCUGCCUGGCUUCUACCACCUGCGCAUCGCCUACUAUGCCUCCAAGGGCUACCGGGGAUACUCCUAUGACGACAUUCCGGACUUCGAUGACUAGAACCCACCCCAGCAGCUGAGGAGAAGAGCCACCAAAGGCACUGAGCCCAGCUUUCAGACCUUGAGCAGGAACUAUGCUAACAGCUUCGGAACAUUGCAGUCUGCAGAUGUUUCACACACAAAAAGGCCAGAUUUAUGGGUCCAGCCUACAGACGGUCACUGAGCUUGCCAUGUCUAGCUAAUUAGGACGUGUUCUGCUUUGCUCCUGGCAAGUGCUCCAGACAAGUUUUUCCGUAUGCGUAUGUGUUGUUGACGGCUAACGAGGUUAAUAGCAUUUGGGGAAGGGCGGGCGUUCUGUCGGAGAAAGUACUGUGCUACGCCACGUGAGAUUGAGCCGUUCUUGCACGUAGGCCUCCUUGUCCGUGUGUUCCCGUGGCAAACGGAGGGCGGCCGUGUGUCAGCUUCCUGCUUCCCGAGUAGUUCUGGAACAUCUGCAUGGCACCUUCCCUCACCUCUGACUUCAUGUUCUGGUGGGAGACUGUGGCCAUACCAAAGUGCCAGUGUGACUCUUUUUUGUCAUUAGUUUUGCCUGCUUUCGCUUAUUCACUGCAGUCAGGAAUUUUCUUAACCUCAGAGCAAGUUUUCAGAAUGUGAACACUUUCAUCACCAAUCCUUGGCCAGCUCUGAGCCGGGUCAUCCGUGGGUUGGCCAGCAGACGAUUUGGGUGUUCUGUCCUUUUGUAGAUGAAGAUGUUCUGUAUAUCAUGCCUUGAAGGACUGGACUUUUGGCUGUUUCCUAAGGAAAAUGUAGAUAAGUGGUUAUUAUUUAGAGUUUAUAUAAUCUCCUUGUUAGCACCUUGUAUUAUGUAAUUUUACGGAACAUGUGGCCUGGCUCCCUACAGGACUAGACUUGGUUUGAUUUUGUUUCCUAGCUUUCACAAAGUGACUUCUAUUCAAGAGAGAUUAAAAUCGUCAAAUCCAAAUCCUAGGCUUAAAAAUAAAAUGAGUUAACUUUGAACAUAUUUGCGAAAGCA